AUGAGGCUGCUGCAGGAGCAUGGCCAAAACAAAGUUUGGUGCCCGAAUACCUUCUUCUGGAACAAGCUGGAGGUUGGUGGCCAUGCCGCUGUUCAGCGGUGGACCAGGCGCGCUGCCAUCAACGUUCCGGAGCUGCGGGCCAUUCUCGUGCCGCUUCACCUGGAAGGUUGCCACUGGUCGCUGGCGAUGGUUCAUAUCCCAAGGCACAUCUUCUUUUACUUCGACUCCUUGAGCUUACCUGUUCCGGAUCUGUUGCAGCAAAGACUAACGGAGUUCAUGUCGGCAGAGGUUGCAGAUUAUCAAGGUGACUGGAAGCUGCACGUGGAUAGCAGCUUGCCGCAACAGGAAAAUUGGUCGGACUGCGGCAUCUUCAUGCUAAUGUAUGCUGAGUGCAUUGUCAUGGACUUGCCGUUUAGAUUUGACACAUCUGUUUCUGUCAUUGAGGACAAGCGCAUCUCCAUCGCGCUGGCGAUCCUGGAGGGCAACCUCAGUGCACAAGUGUUCGAAAGUGUUGCCGGCGGUGGGGUAAAAGACAAAGCGACGCGAAACAUGUAG
Symbiodinium natans is the source of this 555-nucleotide messenger RNA. NCBI's taxonomy places the organism in Eukaryota, Dinophyceae, Suessiales, Symbiodiniaceae. The record is from the annotation of a GenBank genome assembly.